UUCAGUCGAUCCUGCGUUUCAUUUCCCAUAUAAGACUCAUAACCGUUCGUUCGUUCGUUCGUUCCCCACUUGCUUUUCAUUUUUUUUCUCCCUUUUCGCUAACCUCAAAGAGAGUUCAGUAUUUAUACAAAUAAAAGUUUUUUCUUUUUUUAUUUCUGGUUUUCGUUUUGGAAUGGCUGGGAUUUGCUGUGGAGUUGUUGGAGAAGCCGCCGAGACUUCUUCUCCCAUCGAACCCACCUCACGCCCUUCCGCACGCCGGAGUUUGGACCUUUUGCCCUUGAAAUACAUAGCUGCUGACGUGUCAGUCCCGCCGCUGGAGAACAGCCGGAAGCGCCAGAGGCUGGAUAGGCGCGCUUCUCCGGCAAGGGAGUGCGAUAACGCGGUUCAUAGUUCCAAAUCGAAGGUAGUUGAGGUUGUUCCGAAUUAUUCUUCGAAGAGUCCAACGUUGGACUCCACAAGUCCAACAGUUGUCGAGGAGUAUCCGAGGUAUGGGGUAACGUCCGUUUGUGGAAGGAGGAGGGACAUGGAAGACGCCGUUUCGGUCCAUCCAUCGUUUUGCCAAGAAACUUUAUCUCAUGAUAAAAAAUUAGGGUUUCAUUUCUUCGCUGUUUUCGACGGCCACGGUUGCUCACAUGUUGCGACGAUGUGCAAGGAGAGGUUACACGAGAUAGUGAAGGAAGAGGUUCACCAAGCGAAGGAGAAUUUGGAAUGGGAAUCAACGAUGAAAAAGUGUUUCGCGCGCAUGGACGAAGAGGUUUUAAGGUGGAGUCAGAACAACGAGACUCCAAGUUGCAGGUGCGAGCUUCAGACCCCGCACUGCGACGCUGUGGGCUCCACCGCAGUUGUGGCCGUCGUCACGCCGGAGAAAAUCAUCGUGGCAAACUGCGGAGACUCACGCGCCGUGCUUUGCCGCAACAACGUAGCCGUCCCACUCUCCGACGAUCACAAGCCGGACCGACCCGACGAGUUGCUUCGGAUCCAAGUAGCGGGAGGGCGCGUGAUAUAUUGGGACGGACCUAGAGUGCUUGGGGUGUUGGCUAUGUCCAGAGCCAUAGGGGACAAUUAUCUGAAGCCGUAUGUAAUUUCGGAACCGGAGGUAACGGUAACUGAGCGUAGUGAGGAGGAUGAGUGUUUGAUAUUAGGGAGUGAUGGGCUAUGGGACACAGUGCAAAACGACAUCGCAUGCAAAGUGGUGCGGAUGUGUCUGAACGCGCAGAAGCCGCCAUCGCCGCCCUCGUCUCCGAGGAGGGAGAUGGCGGUGGACUGCUCCGACAAGGCUUGCUCCAACGCCUCCAUUCUGCUGACCAAAUUGGCGUUGGUUAGGCAGAGUUCCGACAAUGUGAGCGUGGUGGUGGUUGAUUUGAGGAGAACCUAAAAUGGGAACUGUGCGUGGACACCCGAUGUUGUGGAAUUUUGUUUUUGACAAAAGAAAGGGGAAGAAAAUGCAGGGUGUUGCGUGGUGCUUUACUGAUUUCUUGUGAUUGUAAUUAAAAUAGUACUUGUAGAUAGGUAUUUUAAUCAACGGGGGUGUGUGAAAUUUGUAAUUGUCAGAAAAAUUAUCAACAAAUUAUGGGAAAUUUUAAGAGUAGUGAAAACAAUUAGUGUGUCAACCAAGAGGUAAAUCAGCCUCCUGAAACACCGUUGUUUUUGUUGUAAUUAGAUAUAUAAUUGUAAUUGAAACCCAGCUUGGAUCUAUAAACGCGCCAAUUUUGUUGUUUGGUUUGCAUUAA
Glycine soja is the source of this 1730-nucleotide messenger RNA. Its product is annotated as protein phosphatase 2C 37-like. The record is from RefSeq and is a predicted model, not a curated record. Gene Ontology annotation, cellular component: cytosol; nucleus. Gene Ontology annotation, molecular function: protein serine/threonine phosphatase activity; cation binding. Lineage: Eukaryota; Viridiplantae; Streptophyta; Magnoliopsida; Fabales; Fabaceae. The transcript has 4 exons. Gene Ontology annotation, biological process: protein dephosphorylation. Bases 173 to 1375 code for a protein of 400 amino acids.